Messenger RNA from Mauremys reevesii (Reeves's turtle), 4848 nucleotides. It is a transcript of the gene TBX3, whose product is annotated as T-box transcription factor 3. The record is from RefSeq and is a predicted model, not a curated record. The coding region runs from base 1068 to 3227 and encodes 719 amino acids. Gene Ontology annotation, biological process: cell fate specification; regulation of transcription by RNA polymerase II; cardiac chamber development. The transcript has 7 exons. Gene Ontology annotation, cellular component: nucleus. Lineage: Eukaryota; Metazoa; Chordata; Testudines; Geoemydidae. Gene Ontology annotation, molecular function: DNA-binding transcription factor activity, RNA polymerase II-specific; RNA polymerase II cis-regulatory region sequence-specific DNA binding.
CCUCCCCUCUGAUCAUGUUGACAUAUUCACACGCCAUGGAGUAGUAGUGAUGCUUUGCUGCAGCGUUACAGUUUCCGACACCUUCUUUUUAUAACUCGGCUCUGUCCCCCUCCACCCGACCUGUCAAAACCACGCCUAUGGAGCCACACAAUUGGUCCGAAAGCGUCAAAGAGCCAAUCAAGUAGGCUCCAGCUCCCCUGCGACCCAUAACACAUCCCUACAAUCUGGUGCACGGGAAGCAGAGCUCACAGGGAAUUCUUGGAGCUGAAAGUCGCUCGUUCUCUCUCCCCUCUGCUGGAGUGUGUCGGAGCGGAGACCGGGGUGUAAUUCCGAAUAAAAAAGGCAGGGAGAGAGAGAGAGAGAAGGGAAGGGGAAAGAAAAGAAAGGAGGAGAAGAAGAGAUCCUUAUUGGAAUCAGGGCUCCAUCCGAAGGCUCUGCGGGGAAGGGGGCGGGGGAAACGGAAGCGAGAUUUCACUGCAAAUUUUGUAGCUGCUGCCUGCUGGAAGGGUGAUCCAGCCAGGGGUCCUUUUAUUGUUUUGUGGGGAGUUUUGUUUGUUUUUCUAUUCCCCCCUUCCCUUCCCAGGCUCUGUUCUGCAGCCUGACUGUGCAAGGAAGGGAAGGGACCCCCCCCCACCGCAACAAGAAAAUAAACCACAGAAAGACAACCCGGCUUCGACCCUGCAACCGAGGGAGAGGAAAAUAAAACACGCGCAGGCUCCAGGCGCUCCCGUGUCCACAGCGGAGACCUCCGUCCGCCGCAGCCACAUCCUUGGAUUUUCUUCUGCUGCUUCUACAUCCUUUGAAAUUGAAUGCAAGAACCUCCACUCGGGGAGGAAAAAAAAAACCCAUUAAGACUAAUCAGCCGCCGCCACAAGGAGAAGCUGUCCUGAGCGAUUAUGUCUCCUGACUGGGCCGCUUGCAGUGUGUAGUUUUUCUGUUUCAUGUACUCUGUGCCCAUAGAUCUCGCCCCCCCACACACCCUGUUUGGGGUGAUUUUUCCCCCCAUGAUGUACUGUUAGAAACCACUCCAGGGCUCCUCCAGCGGUAGGAAGGUCCGGGGGGAGUGGAUGAGUAUACCGAUGAGAGAUCCAGUAAUCCCUGGGACAAGCAUGGCUUAUCAUCCCUUUUUACCUCACCGGGCACCGGACUUUGCCAUGAGCGCAGUACUGGGACACCAACCUCCGUUCUUCCCGGCGCUUGCCUUGCCGCCCAAUGGGGCGGCUGCCCUCUCCCUUCCCGGGGCUCUGGCCAAGCCGAUUAUGGAUCAAUUAGUCGGGGCGGCUGAGACUGGCAUUCCCUUUGCUUCCCUGGGUCACCAGGCGGCAGCUCAUCUGAGGCCUCUAAAAACCCUGGAGCCAGAGGAAGAGGUGGAAGAUGACCCCAAAGUGCAUCUGGAAGCCAAAGAACUUUGGGAACAAUUCCACAAAAGGGGCACCGAAAUGGUGAUCACUAAAUCAGGAAGGAGAAUGUUUCCUCCAUUUAAAGUGAGAUGCACUGGGCUGGAUAAAAAGGCCAAGUACAUUUUAUUGAUGGAUAUUGUGGCGGCUGAUGAUUGUAGAUAUAAAUUCCAUAAUUCCCGGUGGAUGGUAGCCGGCAAAGCUGACCCUGAAAUGCCAAAGAGAAUGUACAUCCACCCGGACAGUCCGGCUACAGGAGAACAAUGGAUGUCCAAAGUCGUCACUUUCCACAAACUUAAACUGACUAACAAUAUUUCUGACAAGCAUGGAUUUACCAUUUUAAACUCCAUGCACAAAUACCAACCGAGGUUCCAUAUUGUCCGGGCCAACGACAUCCUCAAGCUGCCGUACAGCACGUUCCGAACCUAUGUGUUCCCCGAGACGGAAUUCAUCGCCGUGACCGCAUACCAGAACGAUAAGAUAACCCAAUUAAAAAUUGACAACAACCCCUUUGCCAAAGGUUUUCGCGACACCGGGAAUGGAAGGAGGGAGAAAAGAAAGCAGCUGACCUUGCAGUCCAUGCGAGCUUAUGACGAGCGGCAGAAAAAGGAGAACGGCACCUCGGAUGAGUCCUCCAGCGAGCAGACGGCCUUUAAGUGCUUCGCUCAGUCCUCAUCCCCCGCCGUGUCUGCGGUGGGCACGUCCAAUCUGAAAGACCUGUGCCCCAGCGAGGCGGAGAGCGACGCGGAGAGCAAAGAUGAGCAGCAGCUGCCCGGUGACUCCGGCAAGAUCAGCACCACCACGGCGGCGGCGGAAGACCCCCGGGAGAAGGGUGGCAGCCCGGCCAAAGCGCCCUUCUUCUCCCCCGAGGCGGCGGCCGGCAAGAGCAGGGAAGGCCCCAGCCGGACUGAGAAAGCCCCCCCUGACUCCAGGCACAGCCCAGCCACCAUCUCCUCCAGCACCAGAGGCCUGGGCAGCGAGGAACUCAAAAGCCCCCUCAGGGACGCCCCGAAGGUGGAUGAGUCCCGGCUGCUGAGCAAGGAGCCCUUCGCCCCGCUCACGGUUCAGACGGACAGCGCCGCGCACCUGAGCCAGGGUCCCCUGCAGAACCUCGGCUUCCCCCACGGCUUGGCCGGCCAGCAGUUCUUCAACCCCCUGGGCAACGGGCACCCGCUGCUGCUGCACCCCAGCCAGUUCGCCAUGGGGGGAGCCUUCUCCAGCAUGGCCGCCGGCAUGGGCCCCUUGCUGGCCACCGUGUCCGGGGCAUCGGCCGGGGUCAGCGGACUGGAAAGCACUGUCAUGGCCACAGCAGCGGCUCAAGGACUUUCUGGGGCGUCGGCAGCUGCGCUACCGUUUCAUCUCCAGCAGCACGUCCUGGCCUCUCAGGGCCUGGCCAUGUCUCCCUUCGGAAGUCUCUUUCCAUACCCGUACACCUACAUGGCAGCUGCAGCCGCCGCCUCCUCCGCAGCCAGCAGCUCCGUGCACCGGCACCCCUUCCUCAGCGCCGUCCGCCCUCGGCUGAGGUACAGCCCCUACUCCAUCCCCGUGCCCCUGCCGGACAGCAGCAGCCUGCUGAGCACCGCCCUGCCCAGCGGGGCCAGCAGCACCGGGGAGGGCAAAGCGAGCAACCUGGCAGCUAGCCCCGCUUCAGUAGCCUUGGACUCUGGCUCGGAACUCAACAGCCGGUCCUCCACCCUCUCCUCGGGCUCCGUGUCCCUGUCGCCCAAACUCUGUUCUGAGAAGGAAGCGACCAGCGAACUGCAGAACAUCCAGCGCCUAGUGAGUGGACUUGAAUCCAAGCAAGACAGAUCCAGGAGUGGGUCUCCUUAAUAUUGUCCCCUCGCCACUGCACCCCGUUCCGCUCCAGGGGCGGGAGGGGGGGAGAGUGGGUUAACACGGGGGGGGUCCCCUCUAUUGUCUCAUUUCAAAUCACUCUGGCAGUGCACUUUGUUUGAAGGAAGCUUUCUGCGGUCCGCGGUGGCUUAUCAGCAAAACGUAUCUGGAAACGGGCGAAGGAGAAGGGGUGGGGGCCUGGAGGUGGAAGAGCUGGUUUGAAAGCUGCUAUCAAAGCUCAUGCUGAUCACAAGCAAUGACAUGUGGGCCAGAGAGGGGGUUGUGUGGGUGGUGGUGAUUUCUUUUCUUCAAUGUGUAAAGCAAGCAAACAAACAUAUGGAUUCAAAAUAAAGUAAGACAAGUGAUUUUUUUUCUAAAAAAGGUGUAAGUAACUUGCAUAUCAGUUCUUUCAAUAUUGUUUUUUUGGGGGCUGGGUUAUCAAAUAUAGCUCUUGUUAGCCUAUAUUAAGGGAAGCUGUGUCUUUUGACAUAUUCUUGUGAUGUCUCAAAGCCACUUUAUGGCUUUUUGCAUGUUCCAUAGUAGUCCGCUUUGGGGGGGGGGUUGUUUUAUUUUUGGAUGCUUGUUAAAAAUCCCAGGGAUAAAAUUAAAAAAAAACAAAUAAAAAUAUGAUCCUUACCCCUUUCUUCCCACCCUCCCCCUUUGUAGCAACAAAAAUAAAAAAAUGUAGCUGGAAAGGGAAAAAAAAUAUUUUAUCUAAAAACCUCUGUAGCUUGAUUGUAGGUUUCCUACAGCUUUUCCUCCUUUACUGUAUAUGCAAUAACAAGGUUUAAACAUAAUGAGAAGAAAAAAGUGGACACUAUUAUUAAAACAAAGUAUUUAUGUAAUUAUUUGAUAACUUGUAAAUAAGUGGAAUAUGAAUACUCAAAAUUAAACUUUAAUUUAUUGACAGUGUACAUAUCUCUGUAAAUAUGACUGCAGCUGUUUUUUUCUGUUUUGUUUUAGUCAUUUUCCAGUUCAUACUUCCUUUAAAAAUACACCUAAAACCAACAAACCAACCAAAUCUAUACCCCAAUGAUAAGUGUUCACUUUUAUUUUGGUUCACCACCAUGCAAACACUUAACUGAUUUUUUUUUAAAAAGAGCUGAAUGCAAAAGAAAAAGAAGAAAAAAAAUCAAUGAACUUAAAAAAGAGUGAAAGAAAUGUGCCAUUGUAGCGGUUAACCCUUGUUUUUCAGUGUUAAAAGUGCUACCCCCAGUAUAAAAUUUCAAAAAAAUAAAUAAAUCAUAAAAUGACAACACACUUCUCCAGUGACUUGAAAGGGAAAAGAGAGAGAGAGAUGAAGAAUCUAGGUUUUUCUUUACUUUAAAAAAUAUAUUAUUUUCCAAUUCCCUUGGUGUGUCAAAAUCACAAUGGAUUUUUACUACUGUUAUGCUUAUUGUUGUCUUUGUUUGAGUGGGUGCAUAUUUUAAUGGCUUGAAAGUCAGGUGCUCAGAGCUGGUUAAAAGAAAAAUGAAGGUAUACUUUGUGUUAUAUAAUUGUCAAGAAGUUCUUGGAUUUUAUGUAAUUCCUCCCCCCCCCUUUUAAAAGUCACUGAAGUUUCAAUAAAUUUUUAUUGAAAUGUCUUUGGGACUCUUGUGAAAUGCCUUAAUAGAAACGC